Messenger RNA from Zophobas morio, 1073 nucleotides. RefSeq lists its product as uncharacterized. The record is from RefSeq and is a predicted model, not a curated record. Bases 173 to 496 code for a protein of 107 amino acids. NCBI's taxonomy places the organism in Eukaryota, Metazoa, Arthropoda, Insecta, Coleoptera, Tenebrionidae. The transcript has 3 exons.
AAUACACCUCGAAGAAAACAAAAAUGAAACACACUGUAGAUAAGCGGCGCAAUGGAUUAUUUUGCGAGCUGCCAGUUUUUUUGAGUUUCACUAUCGAAUUUUCUUGUCGAUUUUUUUUCUCUUUUGUGUUUUACUGUCGUGUAGUUAACAUCGCUUGAAAUCAAAAGACAAAAUGUUGCCUGGAGAAGAACAUUUGAUUUACAAGUACUUUCCUAAAAUUGUGGCGACCUGCAAUUUAGUGCGAGUAAUGAGAUAUCUUUCGAUGAAAGAUCCAAAAAUCGACGACGUACUCGCAACUAUAAAACUGGAGGAGGAUAAUCGUCACAAUAACAGACUAAUUCUGUUUAAACUACUGAAGCUGAAAUCUGAAAAUCUCUUCAAUAAUUUCGUGGCGUCCCUUAGAGAGUGCCAAUAUACCGAGGUAGCCGAUAAGCUAGAGUAUAGCCCUGUACACGCCACAUCGGUAGAUUGUGAUACCAGUCGAUGGAACCCCUGACCAAUUAGCGCUCAAAGUCAUAGUGAAUGGACAGUUCACCUGUUUAUGAAAAUUGUUUCAGCUCUAAUGUAAGGCAAUCAUAAAUUUUAAUGUUUUUAUGUUUUAUUUAGGGACGUCGGUUCGGUACGUUUCGAAAACCAAAUAAAGACUUUCUAUUGGUUCUCGAAUGAACGUGGACCGGACUAGCGUUCUGGGUAAUUUUUAUGUAAGUAACUUCAUUGUCAAAAUGUAACCAUUGUAAUCGUCUUUAUUAUAUGUGUACGGAGUACUAUUUAAAUAGACUAACAAAAAUUUUUUAACUAAAAUUAAAUGUAGAGAAUUUUGGGAAAUCUGUCAUGUUUUUAGAUUUGUUGUUACGCCACUGGAUGUUUUUUAGAUUACAAUAGGGGUGUCAUCUAUUUAAUUAAGCUCAAGUGUGUACUUUGUAAUUAAUUAAUUAGCUGUCUUGUUUGUAAUUUUCUCUGCUGUAAUGCAUACAUAUACAUGGCAUGGCAAGGGAGUUAAGCCCCUUGGUGUGUCAUCAAUAUGGGGGCUAUUCAAUGAUCAUAUUAAAAAGAUUCACUAAUGACUACAGGAA